Molecule: messenger RNA, 776 nt
Organism: Teleopsis dalmanni
Lineage: Eukaryota; Metazoa; Arthropoda; Insecta; Diptera; Diopsidae
Product: tRNA-specific adenosine deaminase 1-like
Exons: 1
Biological process (GO): RNA processing
Molecular function (GO): RNA binding; adenosine deaminase activity
Source: RefSeq, a predicted model, not a curated record
ACAUGAGCUCACCUUAUCCAGCAGGAGAAUUAUUAGCCGAGCUGUGUUUAAAUAAGUUCGAUACAUUACCCAAAACUGGAAAACCAACCAAUAAGGAAUGGACGAUCCUAGCAGGUGUUGUACAGUAUGACGAAAAUCGGAAGGAAAGUAAGGUUGUGGCGCUGGGUGCUGGUACAAAAUGCAUUGGUAGAAGCAAACUAUGCAGUGGCGGUUUAAUAUUAAAUGAUUCACAUGCAGAAGUACUAGCGAGAAGAGCACUGCUACGAUACUUUUAUGCUGAACUUAGAAAAGCAAUAGAGAAUAAAUUGUCCAUAUUUCAGUGGAAUGCAGAAAAGUUAUUUUUCACUCUAAAGCGAGAAUUGAGUUUUCACUUCAUUAGCACACAAACGCCUUGUGGUGAUGCUUGUAUUGAGGACGAAUCAUGUGACGAGGAAAGUAUUGAAACACCUAAUAAAAAGCCUAAACUUGUCUGCGAUGAAUUAGUACAAAAAGAUUUUGGUAAGACUUUGUUGAAUGACAGUGAAGUGGUUUACACUGGUGCUAAACUAAUUGGGGAACACAGUGAUCUACUCCAACAGUUUGUGGGAGUUGUACGUACUAAACCAGGCAGAGGUGAUCGCACGCUGUCAAUGUCUUGCAGUGAUAAAUUGUCGAGAUGGAAUGUUUUAGGUGUACAAGGCGCACUACUAGAUACUCUGCUGGAUAAACCCAUUUACUUUGAAACAUUAACAUUUUGCUGUAGUAGAAGUAAUGAAAAAUCCAUACGUCGUGCCAUA